ACAAUUUAAAUCAAAAACCCCGAAAAAUUCCACUAACAUUUUCUCUCCUCAACUCAUCACUAUGCUCAAAUUUUUCCCGGAAAAUUCCCAACUCUAAAUACUCAACUUUCUCUAAGCCUCAAAUGGCCGCCGUCACUUCUCUCUCUUUCUCGGCACUCACUCAGUCGUCUUUCCCGUCAGCAAGAAACUUGGGUUCCAAUUCCGACAGUCUAAGAUUCCGUACAAGCUUCUCUCUGCAUUAUGGGGGUUUCCGGUCAUCCAGUUCCAGCCCCCGUUUGGUUGUUCAUUGCAUGUCUUCUUCUUCAGAAUUGCCUACUGUAGCUGAUACAAAGUUGAAUUUUCUAAAGGCGUAUAAGCGGCCGAUACCGAGUGUGUACAACAGUGUGUUGCAGGAGCUGAUUGUGCAGCAGCAUUUGAUGAGGUACAAGAGGACCUACCGUUACGACCCUGUGUUUGCUCUUGGCUUUGUGACUGUGUAUGAUCAGCUCAUGGAUGGGUACCCUAGCGAUGAGGAUAGAGAUGCAAUCUUCAAAGCUUACGUAAAUGCACUAAAGGAGGACCCGGAGCAAUACAGAACUGAUGCAAAAAAGUUGGAAGAGUGGGCUCGGGCUCAGAGUUCCAGUUCGUUGAUUGAAUUUCCAUCCAAAGAAGGAGAAGUUGAGGGAAUAUUGAAGGACAUUGCAGAAAGAGCCGGAGGCAAAGGAAGUUUUAGCUACAGUCGUUUCUUUGCCGUUGGGCUCUUUCGUAUUCUUGAGUUGGCAAAUGCAACUGAACCAACAGUAUUGGAAAAGUUGUGUGCAGCCUUAAACAUUGAGAAAAGAAGUGUGGACAGGGACCUUGAUGUAUACCGCAAUCUGCUUUCUAAGUUGGUUCAGGCAAAAGAGCUGCUAAAGGAAUAUGUGGCCAGGGAGAAGAAGAAAAGAGAAGAAAGGGUAGGAACACAAAAGGCUAAUGAAGCCAUUGCAUCAUGUUUGGGGGAGCCCCAAUCCAUGGGCCUGUAGUUAAGGUGGUGGCUUUGGGAAAGCUGAUUGCUCUCUAUAGCUCUCAUACAGCUGCACAACCCCAAAUCUUAUGGCCUUGAGAUAGAGUGGGAGUUUUUACACUAGGCACGUACCUUUCAUCAGCUUGUAGAUUUGCAUUUUCGUGUAACGUUUGCAAUGGUGAGCCGGCUACAUCGUAUGUUCCACAUAUCACAUAUUUAUCG
This is a messenger RNA of Fragaria vesca subsp. vesca, 1204 nucleotides long. Its product is annotated as protein THYLAKOID FORMATION1, chloroplastic-like. NCBI's taxonomy places the organism in Eukaryota, Viridiplantae, Streptophyta, Magnoliopsida, Rosales, Rosaceae. Gene Ontology annotation, cellular component: chloroplast thylakoid. The record is from RefSeq and is a predicted model, not a curated record. The transcript has 5 exons. Bases 123 to 1001 code for a protein of 292 amino acids. Gene Ontology annotation, biological process: thylakoid membrane organization; protein import into chloroplast stroma; protein import into chloroplast thylakoid membrane.